AUUGGUUAACACGGGCGCGCCAUGGGUGCCGCCAUUUUGCAAACCUUAUCCGUUGAUUUACGUGUAAAACGUGUGUGUGAUUGAAAAAGCCAUGUCCUCCGACGAAACACCGAACGGUGAUACCAUGGGAAAUGAACAGAAAGAUGAAGAGAUGAAAAGCAACGCAGCUGCAGAAGAUGGGAAAGAGGAUGCAGAACAGAAAGAUGAGAAAGAUGGAGGUGGAGACAAGGAAGGAGAAGAGGAAGAGGAGGAAGAGGAGUCAUCUUCAGAUGAAGAACUACCAUUGGGUUCUGUUGAAGCUCCUGUUCAGAUAAUGACCGGUAAGAGAGAUCGUAAGAAGGUUGAGAGACUCGUCAUGAAAGAAACUCCCAAGACACCAGAGAAGAAAUUUGUUGUACCUGUCGGCAAAGGGGUCCAAAUUGGAGAUAUUCCAAUAGUUGCACAUUUUUUGGAGAAGACAAAAUCACAGGAUCUUAAACCUCUUCAUAAAUUCUUGUUCGGAAAGAUGGUCAGAGAUCCUAGAGAGAACAAGAGAAACAUCAGACAGUUCUCAGGAUUUGAGUUCAGUAAAGAAGAUCCUGAUUACACAAAGAGAGAAGCUCUCUUAGUCAAAUUCACAAUGGAAGGAAUAAAGGAGAUUUGUACCAUUCUUGAUGUGGAGAAGAAAGGAAACAAAGAUGUCAUCAUGGAAAGAAUAAUGGAAUUCUGUUUGAACCCUCAACCCUCCGGUAGAAAGUUACCGAGAAAGGUGAGUAGUCUCCAAGUAUAUUUCAUUGAGAGGAGACGCAGAAAUGCACCUUCUCGGUCAUUUUACACCUUCUCGAUCAUUGUUUGGAUUUUAGGCAAGAAGAAGAGCAAGUCAAAAGGGACAAAGAAGAAGAAGACGAAAGCGAAGAAGCAGAAAGGUGAAGGAAAGAAAGGGGGUGGUGAUGCGUCCACGGAGACAGAAGAAGAUGGAGACACGACAAUGGAUGAUGGGACGGAGGGAGAUGCAGAAGGAGAAGAUGGUGAUACCAGUAUGACAGAAGGCGAAUCCAAGCCAAAGAAGAAGAAGAAGACGCCCAAGACGACAACUCCCAAGCCCAAGAAAGAUUCGGCUAAAACCAAGACCAAGUCACCGAAGAAGAUUGCUGUGAAGACACCAUCUAAGCAGACCAAGAAAUCAAGCCCUGUCAAAUCACCCAAGAAGGCACCACAGAAGACACCACAGAAGAGAAAUCAUGAUGUUGUUGAUGAUGAUAGUUCCGAUGAGGAGCCCCUGAUGAAGAAAAUCAAGGCACCACCUUCAGAUAAGCAGAUCAAGGAGACUGUAAAGGAGAUCCUGGAAGGAGCCAACCUAGAGGAAGUGACGAUGAAGAUGGUUUGCAGAAAGGUCUAUGAUAUCUACCCACAACAUCCCUUACAACACAAGAAAGAUUUCAUUAAGUCCACAGUCAGAGAGAUUAUUUCAUGAUGAACAAUAGCUGCCUUUUAAAUAUUUGUGUCGCCUACUGGAAAUAGCCAUGGAAUGAUGUGGAGGAUGUUCGUCUAAUUCAACCAGGGGGGUGUUUCACAAAGCUUUUUUUCAAUGACAAAUGACAAAAGCCAGUGACAAAUCUGCUGAUAACCAAUCAGAAGCAAGGAUUUCAGUAGCUUAUAACAAAAAUUGUCGUUUGUCACUGAUGACAAGUUUUGUGAAACGCCCCCCAGGCGUCGGCCACCAAGUGAAUCCAUCGGAUUGCCCUCGUCAAGAAACUUGUGUGAUACAUACCAAGAGUCUGAUAUGGAACAAAACACCAGCUGAUUGCCAUUUUCUAAGAAUGUUGCUCAAUUUAUGUCCCAUUUAUGUACACGGAAAUGUUUGAAUACUCUUGGUGUAUAAUUUACCUUUGACCUUGGUAUCAGUUGUGUGUGUAUGGCAGAGGGGGGGUAUACACCAAUUUACAGUUACAACAGUAUGCAUGCGCAGACAUGGGCGCCAUUUUAUUUACGAGUCGUAAACAAACCAAAUGACCUCUAGAGGUCAGUGGUUUAUGCGUAAAUUAAGAUUGCGCCCAUGCAAAUUAUGAUGUGAGCGCACAACGCAGUGCGCAGACAGUGAUGUCAUCAUAAUUUGCAUGGGCGCAACCUUAAUUUACGCAUAAACCAUUGACCUCUUGAGGUCAUUUGGUUUGUUUACUCGUAAAUUGAAAUGGCGCCCAUAACCGUAAACUGGUGUAUUAGCGGUCGGUGGCCAUCUUGUUUUAAGCUAGCAAUGACUUUGUACAUAGGAAAGAUAAAUGAUGAUCAAUUCAUGGUGGCAUCAUUCCGAUAAAUGUUUUUUAGAUUUAUUCAUGUUUUGUUAUGUCUACUGUAACAUAUGGGCCAUGAAGGCGUCUCACCUGCGCGAUAAGAUCAACCGAAGAAAUGUUGGUUCCCACACGAGUUAAUAGUCCACCUCAUUGUCUGCUGUAGAACCAGAACCUCACUAUUACUGGUACUAUUAAAAUUAUAUUGUUUUACAAUUAGUGGCCAACAGCUAAGUGUACCAAGAAGCUUUUGUGAUUUGCAGAAAUUCAGUGUUGUGUCCGUCGCGAUUCAAAUGUUUGCGGUUCUACAGUAGGUCCAUGCCAAAGGAAAAUGAGAUUCACUGUCGUGUAAAACUAGUCAUUUUCUCGUGUUCGAAACUUUGGUGAAAUUCACAAGAGAUGUUUACCCAAUAAGAGGUGCUGUCAAUCACCAAAAUUAGCGUUCAGUUUUAUGACCAGCAGGCCUUAUGUAAUUUUCUGCGUUUUCCCCCCAUUCCCCUACAUGGUAAAGUCAUUAUCUCACUUUUCCCUCACCUGAAGACUCUCCGAGAGAUGAAAGGGUAUUUCCUGAUUGGCCUACGGGUUCGCUGUGUGCAGUACUAGUACCUGUACACACUUCAAAGAUUUGUAUCCACCAAGUCUGGUGUCGGCGAGUUAUGGCCUUCUGCACAUGGAAACUGACGAGUGACUCCCUUUAACCAUGCCCCUCAAAGAUGACGAUAUGUGUGUACAUCUACUAUCACAGUCUAUGUUCUUGCAGUACUUAAAUCCUGAGCACGGCAUGUUGAGAAUCUAAAGGAAUAUGUCCUGUAUAGAUUGACUUCAUACAAAAUUACAAAUUCAUCUCUUCGUAGGAGAUCACAGAUACUUGUACUCUAGCAUUCUGGUUCUCCGUAGGGCAAAGAUGGUCAUUCAGCAAUGCUGAAUCCACUUGCAAAUUAUCGGUUUUGUAAUUCAUUCAUUCUGCUUGAUGGAGAUUUCAUUAAUCUCAACUGGUGUAUUUUGCGAAAGAUUCAUACUGGCAAACUUUUCAGGUCUUGCCAUUCAUUCAUCAAUAUGGACUUCAUGAAUGCACGAUAGUGAAUUAGUACCGGUACAUGAUUCCAUCGUUUUGAAACUAAUUCUCAAGUUAAUAGCCAUGUCUAACAUGUUUUGUGAAAAUGAGCAAAGGAGCUUUUAACAUAUUUUCAAGGAAAGUGCCACAUCAUCUGUUUAGAAAUUGAAGCAGCUGCCAAUGACACGUAUUUCAUCGCUUAAAUUUUGUAUUUUUUUUCACUGUAGUCUAUUAUUUCAUUAAUUGUGUUUAAUCACACUUGGCUCCUACUAUAGAUUUUAAAAGUAUAUGUCUGUAUAAUUAUGUAUGUGGUGAACAUAUAAAUACAUCCAUUGUCAGGUAAUCACGAACCACCUCAUGUAAGGUUUGUAAUCAUGCCAUGUACAUGUGUAUGUGGUUAUAUGAAUACAUCAUUGUCGAUCACAAUAUACAUGGACAGUAUAGACCGCCCUCUGUUAAAUGUUUUUGCAUCCAUAUACAGAUGGGUCCGAAAGUUUGCACACAGCACCAGGGUCCUGUUGCAUAAAACUUACCAUUGAUGCUAACUUUGCCGUCAAUGGCAACUACCAUGGUAACAGGGCUCAACAGCCAAUCAAAAUCAAGGUUUCCAUGGUAGUUACCAUUGAUGGCAAAGUUACCGUAAAUGGUCAGUUUUGUGCAAAAGGGCCCUGGAAGGAAGAAAAAAAUGUAAUCACAUUUUCACAUCUGCACUCCAUCCUAUCAGGGAGAUGUUUCAUAAAGCCUUUCGUAAAGUUACGCACGACUUUACGAACGACUCAUAUAUGAAGUGCCAGAUAGGAUGCCCAAAGUUUUUUUCUGAUAUUUUCAAUAACCUCAAUUAAAUUAUGGCGAAAAUAUCCUUUGCAUUAGAAAUGUUUGUUAUCAUAAGAAUGUUAAUCUACAUCUGCACAGUUCAACUUUAGUUGAUGUAUUUAAUAAUGAUUGAGCAUCCCAUUUGGCUUUUCAUAUACAAGUUGUUCGUAAAGUCAUGCGUAACUUUACGAACAGCUUUAUGAAACACCUUUAUGAACUUUAUGAACAGCUUUAUGAGUCACAUAGAUAAAUCUCUCAGAGUGAUUAAUGAUGUUAAAGUACACUUACUACAUACAUUAAACAGGGGGGUGUUUCACAGAGCCUUUUUCGAUGACAAAUGGCCCCCAAAACAGUGACAUAUCUGCUGAUAACCAAUCAGAAGCAAGGAUUUUAGUAGCUUAUAACAUGUACUGUCAUUUGUCACUGAUGACAAGCUUUGUGAAACUGGGCCUUGAAGUGAAAAUUUGGCAGGAAUUGGUGAAGUUGUGAUAAUGUAUAUUGUUCGGGCCAAACUGUACAUGUGUGUAGUUUAACAGUCAAUGAUCAGUAACGGCAUAGACUCCUUGCACUUUAAAAUUGGCUUUCCUGCAUGUAGCCAGACCUUAGUCUGCAAGCACAAAUCCUGGUCAGUCGUAAAAGUGAGUCUGCACUAUAAGACUACCAUAGACCAUGAACUGUAGCUGGGCUAGACUUCUCUCAAGGCACAAUUAUUUUUCGAUAAAGUGUCAAAUUAGGGUCUGUGCUUGCAGACUAGCCAGACCUUGUAAUAACAAUUGCUGGUAUUCAUACAAACUGCAAACUUAAAUAGAGGUUUAAAACCGUGACUGAUGAAGUAAAGUUAAGCCUCCUUCAGAUAUUAAAGCCAUGGUCAACUGUAGCAUUUUAUGUUUGUUUUUGUUUUUAAAUGACACGAGUGUAAUAUGCAUCACAUUUUUGUGUCUGUAACGUAGAGCUAGGUAAAUAUGCAUAAGAACUUCAAUGUUAAAAAAGUCUUGGUUUACUGCGGAAUAUCUGAAAACGUCUUAAAGUUUUAUGGUUCGCCAAAUGUCAACCUCUUACUGUAAAAGUAAAUCACCUGAACCUGCCUUAAGUUCAUUAUUCAUAGAGCACAGCCACUUUUUCUAAAGAGCGCAUCCAUUUAUUACACGAUGCAUAGGAUGAUCUAGAAUGGGCACCUAUAAAUCUCCAAGUCACAAAGAUUGAUUUUGGGUAGGGGUGUAAAGGUCGAUUGAUCAAAGGUUCACCCAUGGCCUUUGUGGCCUUUAAUUAAUAAUUAAUUAAAGAUAUCAUAAUACAUGUUCAAAAUUCACAAGCACAUGAAGCUCACGUAAUGUCAAUCUUUUUAUUUAAUUUCUAAUUUGUAUUUAAUGACGGGAUUUUGUUUUGAUUAUUCAUGUAAUCAAA
This is a messenger RNA of Strongylocentrotus purpuratus (purple sea urchin), 5538 nucleotides long. RefSeq names its product protein DEK. Gene Ontology annotation, cellular component: nucleus. Gene Ontology annotation, biological process: chromatin organization; regulation of double-strand break repair. Lineage: Eukaryota; Metazoa; Echinodermata; Echinoidea; Camarodonta; Strongylocentrotidae. The transcript has 11 exons. The coding region runs from base 92 to 1453 and encodes 453 amino acids. The record is from RefSeq and is a predicted model, not a curated record. Gene Ontology annotation, molecular function: histone binding; DNA binding.